AUGAUAAAAAAUCCAAAUAAUAAAGAACCUAACUUACUUCAGAGAGUAUUAAUUAGGUUAAUGAAAUCUAAUAAUAGAUCGCUGGGUACUGUGUUUGGAGUACUUAGUGGUUUUAUAUUGGGAAUUAUUUUAGUGUGUAAAGAAUAUGAGUCAUUUCCUCUUGUUGGUAAAGGAUUACCUAUAGGAUAUAAAAUAGUGGGAAUAUUUUUAUCGGCUGGUACUGGUGGUAAUUUAAGUUCAUAUAUAGGGGGUACUAUAGAUAUUAUAACUGGUGAUAAAACUAUUGUGGAUUUGGUGAAAAUGAUUUAUUUUUUUAAUAAAAGAAGAUCCGAUCAAUUACACAGAAGCCAACUUAAUAAAAUAAAUAAUGAUGAUAUUUACAACAAUGAUAAUAUUACAGAAUUAAAAGAUGUUAAUAAUAAUAAUAAUAAUAAUAAUAAUAAUAAUAAUAAUAAUAAUAAUAAUAAUAAUAUAGACUCACCAAUAAAUUAA
This is a messenger RNA of Dictyostelium purpureum, 492 nucleotides long. RefSeq lists its product as uncharacterized. The record is from RefSeq and is a predicted model, not a curated record. The transcript has 3 exons. Bases 1 to 492 code for a protein of 163 amino acids. NCBI's taxonomy places the organism in Eukaryota, Evosea, Eumycetozoa, Dictyosteliales, Dictyosteliaceae.